AUGACUCCUGCACUUCCACACCCAGACCAGGAUGCCCUGAUGGAGGAAUCUCCUUCUGAACAUGAUGUUACUCCUCCUAAAUCCGUGAAGAUCAUAGACGCUGACGAGAAUUUUUUGUUUGAUGAUUCGAACGCCCUGGCCCGGGCCCUUGGUUGUCCACCAGAGAUAAAGCUUAAAACUCUAGCUAUUGUGGGCAACACUGGGGAUGGAAAAUCACAUACUUUGAAUCGCGCAUUUUGCCUCGAAGGUGCUGGUGAUGGUACGGAUGAUGUUUUCUUCACCUCCUCAUCUCAAUGCAAUUGCACACUUGGCGUUUGGGCUGCUUUCGAACCACAACGCGGUUACCUACUUCUCGAUACUGAAGGCAGGUGCCUUUUGGGUGCCUCCGUGAACCCUAACCGUCAGCGUCGGCUGUUACUGAAAGUGUUUGCGGUGGCUGACGUAGUGGUGUACCGGUCCAUGUCUGAUCGAUUGCAUACGGACAUGUUCACCUUCUUGGCGGAUGCUUCAGAUGCCUUCGUCCGUCACUUUCAGCCUCACCUGGAAUCACUAGCACACCAACACGAUCUUCCCUGGUCCGCUCGCCAACUUGGACCUGCGGUUCUCAUCUUCCAGGAAACCCGGCAUACUCUUCCCCUCGUUGACGAUGGAGGAACUGCAUUUUUGAAGGAAAGAUUCGCUAACAUCCACCGUAAUGUGGACGCCUUUUCCACUCUUCGCUACGUUGGAAUUCAAACCACGUCAGGAUCUACAGAUUUCGCCCCGUUUGUACGUGUUGCGGAGGAGUUGAUGUCAGAGACGUCGGUACGAACGCCGCGUCGACUAGAGCACAUCUUCCGAGCGCUCUUGGGUCUGAGUCAGCACUUUGCCAAUGACCUUCCAGACGCAGCGGCUACAGCAGCGACUUCAUUGACCUUUGUAGAAGAAUACUUCACAUGUCCGGCCCGCUGUACCGUGUGUCACGCGCGUUGUGAAUUGGGUGUGAACCACACCGGUACACCGCAUCAGUCGCGCACUCGCGACUUGGGAGACGGAUGCGAGUACUCUCCCUUACUGCAGAAUAAAAUCUACUACUGCAAGCGAUGCUACGCGAUGGGUCGCACCAUAGUUCUUGUUCCUAAGACGCUGGAGGAAAGGGAAAACGCCGUUACGGGAGUGAUGAAGUAUCUGUGGUGGGGCUAUGUACUGAGCUGUCCACACCAUGGUGUAGUGUAUCGCAGUCGUGCCCACUGGUCCGGCAAUCCCCCACCUGAGGACUCACCUCUGGUUCAUUGGCAGGUUGUUCACCUCUGGCCAGGCGAAACCUCUCUUCUGCAGGGCGCGCACCCGUUCGGUCAACUUGUAGUGGACGGGCUUACCAGCGUGAGCGAGCAGGUAUCUCAAUUCACCGGCCCACCGACACGCCUCUUGGGCGAUUUCAUUGCAGACACUGUGGCUCCCGCUUACUGGCAGCCCAAUUCGCAGAUCACGAACUGCACUUGUUGUGGGUUCCUUUUCCCCACAUCUGCUGGUUCCGACACUUCUUCCUAUGUCAGUUGCGCUGCAACCACUAUUGCCGCCAAAGUAUCCCCUACAGACGACGCAGAGAAGCAUCAUUGUAGAUCGUGUGGUCGCGGCGUAUGCGACAGCUGUUCCAAACAGCGCAUCUCCGUCCCCGAUCGCGGGUAUGUAGAAGUGGCUGUGCGGGUUUGCGAUCGCUGCUACGCUUCAAGGACUCAUUCCAAUAGUGUUUCUUCUGCUUCCACCCUCAUGCCUUUACGUCAUCCUGGCAGCUCUGAUACUUCCAUAUCCAACACUGGAACGUCUAGCCGACGAGUUUUUGAACUCCUCUCCGCCACCGCAGGCUACAUCGCUCCUGUUUUGAGUGCCCCCAAGCAACUGGUGAAAGCGGCGGUCAGGCCGGAUUAUUGGCAGCCGGAUGAGGAGUGUACGCGCUGUGCAUUGUGCGGUGGCGCCUUCGGUGCGCGUUUAUCGAUUCACCACUGCCGAGCAUGUGGACGAGGAGUCUGUGCAGCGUGCUCAAGCCGUCGCCAGCCGGUGCCGAAGCGCGGACUUGACUGGCCGAAUCGGGUGUGCGAUGCAUGCUACCACGAUCACACUCCUCUUCCUGUCAUCGCCGCUGGCACUACUGCCCCCACUUCGACUGCUAAUGGACGUAACGGCGGUCUGGGUAUCUGCUUCUGGUUGUCUAUGUUUAAUCCGGAUCCAGACAAUACAUUGCGUAUUCUGUUGACCUCUGACAACCAUGUGGGCUAUAUGGAGAAGGAUGGAAUGCGUGGCAACGACACCUUUAGGACUCUAGAAGAAAUACUCUGUUUGGGACGUCUCCAUAAGGUUGAUUUUAUUCUACAAAGUGGUGAUCUCUUUCAUGAGGUUCGACCCUCAAUUUCAUGUCUAAAUGAGGUUCUGCGACUUCUUCGCACCUACUGUCUGGACGAGAGCCCGGUUAUGUUUGAACUGCUGAGCGAUCCUACGGUUACUUUCGCCAACACCGCCCAUCCAGGGGUUAACUACCUUGAUGGCAACCUCAAUAUUGGCAUUCCCAUAUUUGCGAUUCAUGGCAACCAUGACGAUCCGAGCGGGAUUGGCAAUGUCUGUCCACCAGACCUACUGCACACAUGCGGUUUCAUUAAUCUCUUCGGUAAAUACAAUUGCGUAGAAGAACUGAAAGUUAGUCCUCUCUUAUUACGUAAGGGUUCAACCCAUUUGGCAAUCUACGGUAUCGGUGCUAUUCGAGAGGAGCGUUUGCAUCGUCUCUUUCGUGACAACAAAGUCACUUUUCUUCGACCAGAUCAUGGUGAAUGGUUUUCGAUUGCGGUAAUUCAUCAGAACCGUGUUCGCCAUGGGCCCACUGGAUACCUUCCAGAGAACUACCUGCCCUCAUUUCUCGAUCUGGUGAUUUGGGGUCACGAGCACAGCUGUCGGCUUGAACCAGAGUGGAAUGCUACCGGCAGUUUCUACGUGGUUCAACCAGGAAGUUCAGUGGUCACCUCGUUGAGUGAAGGUGAAGCAGUUGAAAAAUGUGUUGGUCUUUUAGAGGUACGGGGCAUGGAAUUCAAGCUGGCCAAGCUGCCAUUGCGUUCGGUACGCAGGUUCGUGUUUGGUGACUUGGUGUUGGAAGAUGAGUUAUCCGAGGAAGAUGCUAAUGCACCUGACGCAAGUCUGCGCGUGGAGCAGAUUUGUACCGCGCGAGUCCAGGCGGCUAUCGACAAGGCGGCCAAGGUGACCACAGAUUCACGUCAGUUGGAAUGUGCAUUGAAGAUGGAGGAAGCUGCGACAGAGUUGGCGACAUUUAAACAGCCCCCGGAACCACUGAUUCGACUGCGUGUUGACACUAGCGGAGGUUUUGAGAGGUUUAGCGCACUUCGAUUUGGCCAGAGGUUCGUUGGGCGUGUGGCUAAUCCAAAGGAUCUAAUUGCCUUUACCACCAAGCGCGACAAUGCUGUUUGUCGUGGAGCCUCCAAUACCACUGCCGCUCUCUUGCAGUCUGGAACCGGCAUAAAUUCUGUAUUGGGGAGAGGCGGCUUCUCGGUGAACGAUGUGGAAUUUUUCAUCAGUCGUUAUUUUGCGUCAAAUUCGGAGCUCCAUUUAGAGCUCCUCAAUGAAGUGGAGAUGGCCGCAGCACUGCGCCAGUUCGUCAUUGACGCUGAUGGCGAAGCCAUCCAUACUACUGUGGAGAGGACGUUGACUCAGAUCCGGGAUCAUCUGUUUGAAGUCCGAUGUAGUGAAGAAGAAAUCAGUAUGGAGGUUGCGCGAUUCGCGAAUUGUCGUAAAGAAGUCGAGACUGCUGCAAAUGCUACUUACGGUGAUAAAGGUAAGGACUGGUUUGAGCAAGGAAGAAUAAAGGAUAUCUGA
Molecule: messenger RNA, 3855 nt
Organism: Hydatigera taeniaeformis
Lineage: Eukaryota; Metazoa; Platyhelminthes; Cestoda; Cyclophyllidea; Taeniidae
Source: the annotation of a GenBank genome assembly